Molecule: messenger RNA, 1593 nt
Organism: Diaporthe amygdali
Lineage: Eukaryota; Fungi; Ascomycota; Sordariomycetes; Diaporthales; Diaporthaceae
Exons: 4
Coding region: 1-1593 (530 amino acids)
Source: RefSeq, a predicted model, not a curated record
AUGAGGGCGUCGCCGGUCCCAUCUGCAUUCCGGGUGCACUUGACGGCGAUAUCCAAGUCGCCUUCCACCAGGAUCGUCAAGGUCGGUAUCCGAGCUCAGAGCAGUGCCGCCGAUGUUCCAAUAGCUCCUGAACAGCCAAGGCAUAAACGGCCCUCGGAUAAAUUGACAAUAUUCACUCAACCCCGUGCUACAAAGAGAUCUGUUCUGGAGAAAAUCCGCAGCAAACUUUCCGUUGGCCCUUCCGAACCGGGCCAACCAGAGCGGGCAGCUGUUGUCCUUGCAAGUCCCAGGCAUGCCUCGUGGCUGACCGAGAACGGCUUCACUGCUGAACUGGUCCACGCACUUCACGGGCCAUUUGAGCAAGACGAAAAAUUUCACUUGCUGGCUGCAGUGGUCGAUGGACUCUGCGCUCGAUCACCCAGCCGUGAGCUUCAGGAGGGCAUCUCGAUCCAUGUUGGGCGCCUAGAUGGCCUGCUUCCUGGUUUGUGGGACACCACGAGCCCCGCGGAUGAAGCACAAUCGCUGUCCCGCUCGCUGGGAGACUCAGAACUACCGUCAAAUCUGUCAAUAUUGCUCCCACAAAAGAUGACUCGCAAAGACGCUAGGAUAUCAGUGACGUUGCCGCUUGCGAAUACACUAUUCUCCAAUGGCAGAAGGUCAACGCUUCUGGCAUCCGAGUGGACACUUGCAACAGGUUUUUCCAACACUCGCGCCGAGACGGUCAGGACCGUUGAGAAACGCACCCAGGUCAUUGACCUUCCGGCUUCGAUAUUGUUUGACAAAGUUGACAUGCGGGCACCCUUAGUGCCCAUAACGCAGCCACGGAAGAUCCUGGAGGGACUGGGAAAUAUCCUUGCAAAGGUUGAAGUCGCCGGAGAGCCGCAACCUGCCUCUAUGGAGCUACAGACCAAUAUCCAUCGCUUGUUUUAUCGUUCAUUACAGGGUCGUUAUCUGGGAUCGGCGUUGGGCAAACUGGCCUUUGAGAUGUCAACCGACAGUGAGCGUUUAGCUUGGGAAAACGAGACUGUUCUCCGGAACGCCUUUUUUGAAGGUGCCCGACUACAUAAGAUACUGGGCGGCGGUGGUGAAUGGGGUGCCAAAGCCAGUCUUCUGUCCCUGGAUCCUAAGACCAGUCACACUCCGCAGUCCGAGGCGGAUGAGCUGGACAAGUUCAUGAGAUCCUUCCACGGCGAAGAAAACGCCAAGGAUUCCAUCGCGCAGCCCGGGGACUUUGUGCAGUUCUUCGUAGAGAGAGAUGGCAAACAGAUGCCUCCAGAGAGGCAUCACCAUCUCAAGGCACGAUCAGACUACCCCCCGGUGAAGUUCGGUUGUGGGGACAUGCACAUGGGGGAUAUUGACCGACCUGACAGCAUCAUCAUGAGUCGGCGAGUUGAUCGAGGUCACACUGAACAGCUCUAUUUCGAUCAUUUUGGAGCACAUAGCGCAGAGGGCAUUUACGUGUCAUCCGGUGAGAUCGGCCCAAAUACCAAGAUUGAUGUCCCUGGCGCAUCGGUGAGCAUGACAACAGUCAAGGGCUCCGAGGCAGCCUACCGUCCAUUCGUGAGAUUGUAUCAACACCGAGAAAAGCAGUAA